AUGAAGGCGUCAUCAAGUGACCAGGGCUUCUUCCAAGAAGCGCCAGUGCUAGUGAACCAGUUUCACGACGAUGUAGUGUUCCAGCGAGCGUUUAAAUUGUUUCUUCCCCAGCAAGUAGCUAAUAGGAACGCCUCUGAGAUUGAGAACUUGGGCGAGGAGGUCAUCUCGGACCAAAUCUUCAACUGGAUUACGGAUUCGGAGACGAAUAAGCCAAUCGUUGCCGUCGGCUAUGGCAAGGAAGACGGUGCCUACUCUCGGGUAGUUCAGUUUCUAAGGAUCCACCUCUGGACACCCUCCGCAAGCUUAGUAACGUGCCCGUCCGCCAUGCACGACGGCGCCCUCCGCCUCCUCCAAGUCCACCUCGCCAACCCCAAGCUCGACGACGAGAGGCGCCAGGUCUUCCAAAACGCCGUCGACCACCUGCUCUCCCGGGACCCCGCCGACGUGUCCCUCACCGAAACCCUCGCGACGCUCGACCCGUCCCGCGCCGCCGGAUGGGCCAGCGUCAAGGAAGGAGUGGCUCUCGGGCCGUGGUCGCUGUCGGGCUUCAAGUGGUUCUCCAGCGCCACCGACUCCAACAUGACGGUGCUGCUGGCCAAGACGCCCAAGGGCCUCAGCGCAUUCUACGCGCCGAUGCGGAGGUCCAACCCCGAGGCCAAGAGCAUCACGGGACGACGCCUCGGGGAUGAGGGCACCGAGCUCAACGGGAUCCGCAUCUCGCGUCUCAAGAACAAGUUUGGCACGCAAUCUCUGCCGACGGCCGAGCUCGAGCUUAAUGGUAUGCGUGGGUGGCUGCUCGGCGCCGAGGGCAAGGGGAUUCAUCAAAUCAGCACGAUAUUGAACAUUACGCGAAUCUACUCCGCCGUGAGCGGCGUGGGGUUCCUCGGGAGGGGGUUCGGCGUGGCCAAGGCCUAUGCCAAGGUCCGCUCCGUGGGCGCGGGUCGCGGCCGACGGAUGGUCCUCUCCGAGAGCCCUCUCCACAUGCGCACUCUGGCCAACAUCGCGGCAGAGUACCAGGGCCUCAUGCACUUGUCCAUGCUAUCGGCCUAUACCCUGGGUCUCGAAGAACAGGCGGUUCCUGCCGUCGAGCUCAGCGAAGCGCUGAAGAAGAUCACCCCGGAGCCCAAGCACGUCUCGCCCCUUCUCCGCGUCAUCUCGCAGGUCGCCAAGGGCUACGUGUGCAAGAACUCCAUCACGCAACUCUACGCUUGCAUGGAAUCCUUGGGAGGCGUCGGAUACCUGAACAACGAGGAGCAGGAAUACCUCAACAUUUCCAAGCUGUACCGUGAUUGCUGCGUCUUAUCCAUCUGGGAGGGCACCACUGAUGUCUUGUCCACCGACUUUAUCCGCGCGCUUUUGGAAAACGCCGGCAUCGCAUCCAUGGAAGGCGAUUCUCGGCUUGGCAACUGGAAGCCGCUGCAGGCGUGGAAGGCGAUCAAGGCCCGGUUCGCGGCGGAGACGCAGGAGCAGCUCAUGAGCGAGGCGAGGCAGAUUCUCUGGGUCGUUGCCGAGAUUCUCAUCACGGCGCUUCUCUUUGUGGAUGCGGAGAGCGACAAGAGCCCUGUCGCGUCCGACGUGCUCCACAGGUUUGUCGUCUUCAAGGGCCUGGGCGGCGUUCAGGCCGGAAUCAAGGGCGAGGGAGAUAGGCUGGCCAAGGACCAGGCUAUCGUAUAUGGCCAGGUUUAUCUUCACCUGCGGCGAGGCUCUGAGGAAUAA
Messenger RNA from Parascedosporium putredinis, 1716 nucleotides. Lineage: Eukaryota; Fungi; Ascomycota; Sordariomycetes; Microascales; Microascaceae. The record is from the annotation of a GenBank genome assembly.